AACUUAACUCCGGGUACCCAGCACCCACACCAUGAAAUAUCGACAGAACGUUUCCAGCAGCGCAGAGCAGCCUCACCCUCUCGCCAUCUAUCUUUCCAAGAGGUGAGAUUUUAACGUCGCAAAAUACUACUAAUGCAAUAACGUCUUUGGAACCUUAGUUUAUUAAUGCUUUGGUAUAACCUAGACCAUGAAAACAUGAGCUAAAUCUUCUCUACAAAUGCUUCACAGGCUGACGUUAGGCCAGGCGAAAAGAAAACACGACUAACUAGGAGCGCAGCCGCACACAAGGCUAUGAGGCGAGUCCGCAGGGUUCCCGGCGUGCAGCGCGGCGGUGAUCCCGGCGUGCAGCGCGGCGCGCGGAGUGGGCGAUCUGGCGUUUGGCGCAGAGGGCGCUGACUGCGGGAGCGGCGGGGGCGGCGGCGCGGCGUGAUCCUGUGUGUGUGCUGACGGCCGGAGACGACGAGGCGGGGUCGGCAUGGAAGUGAAGGAUGCCAAUUCUGCACUGCUCAGUAACUAUGAGGUGUUCCAGUUACUAACUGAUCUGAAAGAGCAGCGUAAAGAAAGUGGAAAGAAUAAACACAGUUCUGGGCAACAGAACUUGAAUACUAUCACCUAUGAAAGCUGAAAAACUUCAGCUGCUGAAUCAUAGGCCUAUGACUGCUGUUGAGAUCCAGCUGAUGGUGGAAGAGAGUGAGGAACGGCUCACAGAGGAGCAGAUCGAAGCGCUCCUCCACACUGUCACAAGCGUCCUGCCUGCAGGCCCAGCUGCUGAGCAGAGGAAAAAUACCAACUAUGACGGGACAAUGGACGAAGAGGACCCAGAGUAGAAGAGCGCAGCUGGCCCAUGCAUCUCAGGAUUUUGAAAGGCCAACAGCCAUUGUGCAGACAUAGAAGAUUGUUUGUUUAGUUUUACCCUCUACCCCAACAAACCAUUUCAUGGUUAGUUGGGUAAAUCCCAAAAAUAAGCCUUUCUCAAAAACAAGAUGAAAAGAAAUACUUCGCGUCUGGGAGAAGAAACCUGGUGAAGACAGGCUGAGGUUGUCAGGGCAGAGAGCUAAAGAAGGGAGAACAGAGUCAAAGGACAAUGACUGUGGAACCCUCUGGUAAAAAACAUUUCUUCUUUGGCCUUUGGCACAGUUGUGGGGAAGUUCCUGUACACAGCUGGUAAAAUACUUGCCUUGCCUUUGAUGAGCUGUGUCCUAAUUAGUUUCAUCUGCUUCCCUAGACCCUUCCCAAGCAGGGGCACAGAGUGCUAUUGGGGUGAGAGCCCAGGUGUGAGAAUCCUGUCAGGUGGCUAAAAUUCCCAGAGCAGCGUCUGGUUAAAAUGAGCCACUCAGCUUGGCUUGCCUUGCCUUCAGGAAUCUUCCUCUAGAGACCAGCAGAGAUCAGAAAAGAACAGGCCUGGCCCACCCACCCUCCAUCAGGCCUGAAGGCUCCCCCUGCUGGCACGGGCUUUGCUUACCACUCACUGCUCAGUCUCUUGUUAGGAUGCAGCUCAUUCCAGCUGCAGGAGGCCUUCCAACUGAGUGCCUGGCACCGGAAAGUCACACAGUGCUGGAUGCCUUUCUAACUGCCCUCAGUUUUCUGCCCCACAGAAAUCCAGGGCAGGCCCUGCCUGUGGAGACCUCCUGAGCUUCAUUUGCACCUUUAAAAGGUAUAAUUAUGUACCUCUUUUCAUAGAAUAUGAAAGAACUAGAGGUUGAUUAAUAAGAAUUUGAAUUUGUUGACUGUUGCAAGGUCGGUUUAGUUUUUUAAAUUAAACUUUUAGAAUACUUA
Messenger RNA from Hipposideros armiger (great roundleaf bat), 1776 nucleotides. It is a transcript of the gene CRCP, whose product is annotated as CGRP receptor component. Gene Ontology annotation, molecular function: nucleotide binding. The record is from RefSeq and is a predicted model, not a curated record. Lineage: Eukaryota; Metazoa; Chordata; Mammalia; Chiroptera; Hipposideridae. Gene Ontology annotation, cellular component: RNA polymerase III complex. Gene Ontology annotation, biological process: transcription initiation at RNA polymerase III promoter. The coding region runs from base 615 to 827 and encodes 70 amino acids. The transcript has 5 exons.